Messenger RNA from Anisakis simplex (herring worm), 423 nucleotides. NCBI's taxonomy places the organism in Eukaryota, Metazoa, Nematoda, Chromadorea, Rhabditida, Anisakidae. The record is from the annotation of a GenBank genome assembly.
GAUUGUUAUUAUUGUGUUGCUGGAUGUCCGGAACCAAGGCAAGAUCAUGCGAAAUGUUGUGUUGAAAUGGGAUUGGCAAUGAUUAUUGCUAUACGUCAGUUUGAUCUUGAUCGUGGUCAGGAAGUGAACAUGCGGGUUGGAAUCCACACUGGCAAGGUGAUGUGUGGCAUGGUUGGAACGAAAAGAUUCAAAUUCGACGUAUUUUCAAAUGAUGUAACAUUUGCAAAUGAAAUGGAAUCAACUGGUAUUGCCGGCCGUGUACAUAUCUCAGAGGCAACCGCAAAAUUUCUCGACAACGAAUACAUUCUCGAAGAAGGCAAUCCACAUAAAGUUUUUUGUUGGAUCGCUGGUUACUUAGUUUUCAUUGAUAUUGAAUUUCAUCGUAUUUUGUUAUCGAGAAAAGCUGAAGAAGUUGAUCCUUAG